Drosophila novamexicana is the source of this 1900-nucleotide messenger RNA. RefSeq names its product eukaryotic translation initiation factor 3 subunit D-2 (gene eIF3d2). The record is from RefSeq and is a predicted model, not a curated record. The transcript is spliced from 2 exons. Gene Ontology annotation, cellular component: eukaryotic translation initiation factor 3 complex; cytoplasm. Gene Ontology annotation, molecular function: translation initiation factor activity. Gene Ontology annotation, biological process: translational initiation. The coding region runs from base 149 to 1813 and encodes 554 amino acids. Lineage: Eukaryota; Metazoa; Arthropoda; Insecta; Diptera; Drosophilidae.
AAACGUAUCACAAUUUCCGUAGCGCUCAAAAAUCAAGAAACGUAUAUAAAUAAAUCUAGCUCGAAUUUGAAUAAUUUCAGUAAAAGGAUCAAGGAUUCAAUUCCAGAUCUGAAUUUCAAUAGUGUGUUUUGGUUAAACAGUAUUAAUCAUGUCGCAAUACGCGCCCUUCAUCAAGCCCUACAUUGAAUACAACCAGUUCGGCUGGGGACCCUGCGAUAUGCCAGACAUGGAGGUGCCCUAUCAGCCAUUCUGCAAGAGCGAUCGCCUGGGCAAGAUCAGCGAUUGGAUGAUGCCCGUGCAGGAGAAGAAGUACGCCAACAAAUAUGCCUCGACGUUUGGCAGCAACAACAGCCAGUACGCCUACUUCCAUGAGGACGACGAUGCCACCUUUCACCUGGUCGACGGCGGCAAUCCGCGCUCGCUCAAGCCUUAUCAACGCAAUCGCUAUCGUCCCAAUCAGCGUAACAAUGUGCGUGUCCACGGUCGCAAUGUGCGUGGCAAUGCGGCCAUAGGUGGAGGUCAGGGUGGUGCCGGAGGUGCCGGUGGAGCAGGGGCGGGCAACAAGUAUGGCAAGGGACGGGACAUGCGACGGGGCAACAUGGGUCGCCGCUUUAUGCGCAAUGCGCCAGUGCGUCUGCGCGAAAGCUCUGUGGUGGUGCGGUCCGACUGGGUUUCCAUAGAGGAGAUUGACUUUCCUCGCUUGCUCAAGCUGUCGCUGCCCAAUAUAAAGGACGGUGUGGAUGUGGUCACCUGCGGUACGCUGGAGUACUAUGAUAAGCAAUGCGAUCGCAUUAAUGUUAAGAACGAGCGGCCGCUGCAGAAGAUCGAUCGCAUCAUCAAUGUGCCGGGCACUAUAGACGAUCCCAUCAUACGCCGUCUUUCGAAGAGCAUGGGCAAUGUCUUUGCAACAGAUGAUAUAAUUGCCACGCUGAUGUGUUGCACACGCUCCAACUACUCCUGGGACAUUGUCAUCGAGAAGCUGGGCACCAAGGUGUUUCUGGACAAGCGCGAUAAUGCCCAAUUCGAUUUGCUGACGGUCAAUGAGACGGCACUGGAGCCGCCGCAGGAUGAGGAAGGCUCCAUCAAUUCGCCGCAGAGCCUGUCAUUGGAGGCCACUUUGAUCAAUCACAAUUUCAGUCAGCAGGUACUCAAGAUUGGCGAACAGGAGCCGAAGCACAAGUUCGAUGAGCCCAAUCCCUUCGAGGAGCCCGGCGUGGAGCUCGCCUCCGUUGCUUAUCGCUACAAGCAAUGGCAACUGGGCGACGAUGUGGUUCUAAUAGCGCGCUGCAAACACAACGGCGUCAUUAAAUCGCCCGCCGGCGAGUUGCAGUUCCUCUCCAUCAAGGCGCUCAACGAGUGGGACUCGAAGGCGGCCAACAGCGUCGAGUGGCGCCAGAAGCUGGACAGCCAACGCGGGGCUGUGCUCGCCUCCGAGCUGCGCAACAAUGCCUGCAAGCUGGCCAAGUGGACCGUGGAGGCGGUGCUCGCCGGUUCCGAUCAGCUCAAGCUGGGCUAUGUCUCGCGUGUGAAUCGCAAGGAUCAUCUGCGUCAUGUCAUCCUGGGCAUGCAGCAGUUCAAGCCACAAGAAUUUGCCACUCAAAUCAAUCUGAAUAUGGAUAAUGCUUGGGGCGUGCUGCGUUGCCUGGUUGACAUUGUGCUUAAGCAGCCGGAUGGCAAGUAUCUGAUCAUGAAGGAUCCAAACAAGCCCAUGAUACGUCUCUACGAUAUUCCUGACAACGCAUUCGACUCGGAGGGCAACGACGACGAGGAGACCAGCGAUGACAGACCGUUCCUCAAGUCUUUGGGUAAUUAGAUUCACAUUUAAUUAGCAUUUGUUUCCUUUUCAAUUAUGUAUAUCCAAGUUGUUUUUGUGUGUUCAACUAAAAAUUAAAUGAUCUGU